UUGUAUCCACUACAACAUGUUGCGGGUCGUCUUGGCUCCCCCUGGGUUACUAGUGUUGGUGCUAGGGGUUACGUUAACGUUGGUCCCCUUCAUUAGCGCUGUCAUCGUGUGGGAGGAUACUUCCCAGUGUGACGCUUAUGGCACCUCCAUCAAGUGUGACUUUCUCCACAGCCCUGAGGUUGUGAACAUGGAUGAUGCUGUGAACAAGUUCGAGGAGGUGUUAGUGUUGAACGUAAAUGAGCUGCAGCUGCACCCUGGUGUGUGCAGCAGCCUGUACCUUCACCACAUCAGACGUAUCACAUACACCAGCAGCAGCCAGCUGGACGCCUCGUGUCCCGGCAAAGCUCUACACCUGAUGAACGUCACCAUCGACUACGUUCCUCCCUUCCUCCACACCUUCACCAUGCAGGACUCCCGCCUCACCCACACCUUCCUCUCCCAGCCUCACCUCAGUAAGCUUAAGCUGUCCACCUCCAUAGUGGAACACAUCGAGCUGGACUACCCCGUGGCCGGAGAUGGACACGUCCGCCUACACAAGGUGAACCUCACCUCUCUCAUCUCCCUCACGUUAACUGAACGCUCCAGGCUCUUCAUCACUGACUCCGUCAUCCACCAGAUCCAACCCUCCGCCAUCAAGCUGUCUGAGAACACCAGCGCAGAGAUCAUGAGGACAACUUUCCUCCAAAAAGACGAGGCCAAGAUUGAGCUCCAGACGGACGCUACCAUUACUAUGGCCAACAUCACGGGCUGGUUCACCAUCGUCUACCACAGGAACAACACUUACAGGCAGGACCAAAGUGACGCUAGCACCUCCCCUGCACCGCUGUGUGUCCCCACAAUAUAUCUCUCUCUCCUUCUGGUGCUCAGCUUAUUAGUUAAUGUGUGGGUAAUGAUUAAGGGAAAGUGUUCACCAUGUUCACAGGUGAAGGAACGUACAUGUUGGGAAGAACCCUCUUGCAAGGGCGAAGAAGGACAACAGCUGGGACCUUCAGACUGACCAUUACGGCAUUAGGGGCCUGUCCCACAAUUGGUUUACCUCAAAUCUGUCCAACAGUAAGCAGUAUGUCUGCGAUAAUAAUCACCAAUCUGAUUCCUCGCCAAUCUUGUAUGGCGUCGCCUAAGGUUCCAUUCUCGGUACAGUACUGUUUUUGUUGUACUUAAACGACAUAGUCCACGCCAGCAC
Messenger RNA from Homarus americanus (American lobster), 1183 nucleotides. RefSeq lists its product as uncharacterized. Lineage: Eukaryota; Metazoa; Arthropoda; Malacostraca; Decapoda; Nephropidae. The record is from RefSeq and is a predicted model, not a curated record. Bases 17 to 997 code for a protein of 326 amino acids. The transcript has 2 exons.